This is a messenger RNA of Rotaria sp. Silwood2, 1458 nucleotides long. Lineage: Eukaryota; Metazoa; Rotifera; Eurotatoria; Philodinida; Philodinidae. The record is from the annotation of a GenBank genome assembly.
AUGAUUUCACAAGUACUAAAACUUCAUUUAUCAUCGUACACAAACGACAAAAACUACAGUACCAAACAACUGUUACAUUUGUGUCGAGAAUAUUAUUACGAAAAUAAAGUUGAACUUCAACGUAUCGAUGAAUUCGAAAAGUCUCUUAUGGCAUCUGAUGAUACACUUGUACAGUGGUAUACCGAAGAUACGUUCGUUCAACGAUUACUUAAAAAAGCCUUUGCUCAUAACGACUUUGAAAUAUUAAUCCCAUUUCAAGCGUAUAUCGUUGAUCUAAGAAAUUAUAUUAAAAGCAAAUUUGAAACAAGUGACGAAUAUAAGAAAGGUGAAAAUGUAACAUUUUCUUUUACCACACGACUGUCACAUGAUCAACUGAAUCAAAUAAAACAAAAUGUGAAACAAUUACUAGCACUAAAAGGAUUUUUGUUAUGUAACCGAUCCUGUCAAAAGGCAAUACCUGCAGCUUGGAAUGAUCGAAAAAACUGUGACAAAAAGUUUUCAGCUGUAUUCCUUCUCAAAGUUGAUACUCGAAUGGGUGCGACUAAAUACUGUAAUGUUAGCGAUGAUCGUGUACUGUUGGAUAUGGCAUCAGUAUUCACAAUUGAUGAUAUCACCUCACUGGGGUUAACUGAACUUGAUACUGCCUACUGUGUGCAACUCACUGCAACAAACGACGGUGAAAAGUUAGCUCGAAAAUAUCAUGAUUCUCAGAAGGAAAUAUGUGGGGACUCAUUUGAAAUUUGUCAUCUGUUGCUUAGCAGUAUGAACGCAGAAAAUGGAUCUAAAUACUUUGAACAUUUAUUGGUGACGGAUAGCGGUGGUGCAAUGGAGGAUCUUCUAGCUGCUCGCGCUUUUACCUACACUACAGCAGAUCCUAGUGUAGCAAUUUUAUUAUUUAGUGAAGCAAUCCAAAUGCAGCAACACGAUGAGCCGCCGAAAAAACGAGACUAUGUUUGCACCUCUAAAAUGCUGGGAGAUUGCUAUCUUGCUAGUGGUGAAACGUUAAAAGCAAUGGCUAUCUUCAAGGCUGCUUUGAAUUAUGCUCAAGAAAAUCAACUGGAUAACUACAUAAUGCAAGCACAACUAGUUUGCCGAAUUGGUCAAUGUUAUGAAAAAACUGGUCGGUUCAAUACUGCUUUAAUGCAAUAUGAAACUGCUUGUGUACUGGACGCCAAAGCCCCAAAAUCAGAAUAUUCGACUGGUCCGGGAUAUCUUUUGUCAAUUGCACGAAUAUUCAGUCAUCAAGAAAGAUAUGAUUUAGCAUAUAAAAUAUGCAUUGAUGCAUUGAAUACUUUCCGGAAAGUAGUGCCAGAAACUCAUCAUUAUAUCCAACAUAGUGUGAGAUUAGCUGCUGAAGCUGCAAUAAAAAAUGGCGACCUCGAAGCUUUCAGGGAAGUUACCUCAAUAUUAGAGAAGAGUAAGGAUAAUGAACCGUCAACAAUGUGCAGUAUCCAGUGA